This is a messenger RNA of Hirundo rustica (Barn swallow), 1178 nucleotides long. Its product is annotated as autophagy-related protein 2 homolog A-like. Gene Ontology annotation, cellular component: phagophore assembly site; extrinsic component of membrane. The record is from RefSeq and is a predicted model, not a curated record. The transcript is spliced from 11 exons. Gene Ontology annotation, molecular function: phosphatidylinositol-3-phosphate binding. NCBI's taxonomy places the organism in Eukaryota, Metazoa, Chordata, Aves, Passeriformes, Hirundinidae. Bases 60 to 1178 code for a protein of 372 amino acids. Gene Ontology annotation, biological process: autophagy of mitochondrion; autophagosome assembly; piecemeal microautophagy of the nucleus.
GCCCCGCCCCCCCACGGUGGCGCAGCCGGGGGGGCCCCGGGAGGGUCCUGGAUCAGCUGAUGGAGCUGCACCUGGGCAAGGUGUGCCUGCAGCAUGAGACGUACGCGGCCGAGCCCGGGGAGGCGGCGGGGGGGUCCCGGGGCGGCCCCCUGGGCCCGGGGGAGGUGCCCACGUCCCGCCUGGUGCUGCUGGUGCCGGAGCUGGAGCUGCGCGACCGCCUGGGGGGGGCCACUGCGCCCCCCUUCCUGUGCCGCCACCCCCGGGGGGCGCCGCCCCCGCAGCCCCCCACGCUCUGGGUGAAGGCUCUGCGGGUCCUGCCCCACCCGCCCCCCCCCGGGGGGGUCCCUGAGUGCUGCCUCAGGGUCACCCUGACCCCCCUGCGCCUGCACAUCGACCAGGAUGCGCUGAUUUUCCUCAGGGAUUUCGCCAGCGGCUUCAUCGCCCACCUGAGCCCUCCCCCGGGGCCCCCCCCGGGACCCCCGGCCGACCCCCCCGGGGUCAGGGACUCCCCCCGGCCGGAGCCACCCCCGGACGAGGACCCCGAGACAGAGACCCCCCCGAUCUACUUCCGCGAGUUCCGGUUCACAGCCGAUGUCCCUGUCUGGCUGGAUUACCGCGGCAAGCGCGUCACCAUGGAGCAGGGCGCCCUGGCCGGGAUCCUGAUCGGGCUCGCGCGGCUCAACUGCUCCCAACUGCGGCUGAAGCGGCUCUGCCACCGCCAGGGGCUGCUGGGGCUCGGCCGGGUCGUGUCCUACGCGGUGACCGAGUGGCUUCGGGACAUUCGGUGUCACCAACUGCCGGGGUUGCUGGGGGGGGUGGCGCCCGUGCACGCGGUGCUGCGGCUCUGGCGGGCUCUCCGGGACCUGCUGCUGCUGCCGCUGCUGGGGGGGGGUCCCGGGGGGGUGACCCGGGGGGUGACCCGCGGUGUCACCGCCCUCGGGGCCGCCUCCGCCAGUGCCGCCAUCGGGCUGGGGACGAGGCUGCUGCGGGCGCUGCAGGCUCUGGCCGAGGCCCUUUAUGGACUCGUGGCCCCCCCGGGCCCCCCCCGGCUCCUCGCGGCUCCCCCGGAGCCCCAGCGGCACCAGCGCCCCCCACGCCCCCCCGGAACGAGGAGCGGCCCCGCCCCCACCGAGGGGCCGGGGGGGUCCCGCACCCCCCCGCGGCCCCGCCCCCAAUAA